ACAAUGUUGCACUACUGGAUGCAGUACGAUGGUGUACAAGGGUGUAAAGAGUCGUCAACAAACAUUACGACUUAGUGAGAUAAUUGGCUCACCAGCAUUGCACGUGUUUUCUUUCACCGUUUGGGAGGAACCAAAAAAGUAUCUCCAAACUCGAAAUUAGGAGAACGAAGAGACAAAAUGACGGGAACAAGCGCAAAGCAAGUGGUCAUAAAAUGCAUCGUGUGCCUUACGUAAUUAGUGCAAAGGAAACAUGUGUGUUCACUCACCGUCCAGAGCACUUGUUCGCUUUAUUAGCUUCAUUUAGUGACGUUUGGUGCCGUAAGAACGGCGGUUGAGUUAAAAAGGGUCAAUAACAUUUUUGCUUCCUUGAUGGCGGUUCUCGCAAAUAGUUAGUGAAAAAAGUAACCCGUUCGGUACACCAGUGUGCAGUUCAAAAGUCGUCUAACAACCAAAGAGAGACAACAGCAAUCAACCCACCCAAAUCAUGUCGGGCGAAACACAUGCUGCAACAGAGGAAAACAAGCUUCGGUACCGACGCACGCAAAGUGUUACCCGUGCGGAAGAGAUCACCAAAAAGGAGUCGGAGCAGCGAAAAUCACAACCGGACAAACCAUGCCAUCGACCACGGGAUUCGCUGUUCUCCUGGAGCUCUGGUUUCGACAACUUCACCGGUCUAGUCAAUUGGGGUUUUCUGUUGCUCACGAUGGGAGGCGUUCGGUUGGUGCUAGAGAACUUUAUAAAAUACGGUAUUCGCGUUGAUCCGGUGCAAUGGUUUACAGUCCUUACUGGGAAGGGUGAAGGUGAAGGUUAUCCGUCGCUGCUGCUUUUAAGCUACUCGCUGGUGCCAGUUAUGAUCUGCCUGAUGAUGGAACGAUCUCUCGCGAGCGACAUCAUUCCCGAAAGUGCCGGAAUGACGGUACACAUCAUCAACAUCAUAGUGCUGGUGCUGAUCCCGAUGGUUGUGAUACACGUGAAAGGACACAUAUUUAGCUUAGUGGGAGCUAUGACGGUAUGUUUCAUCUAUUGCAUACUGUUCCUCAAGCUUUGGAGUUACGUGCAGGUGAAUUUGUGGUGUCGCUCGGAAAAGAAACAGCACAGACACAGUCGUUCCGGUCGGCGGCAAAGCAUAACGAUAGCUCAGUUGCAGAAUGGACGAGAUCAGGAAGCCGAACGAACGGCAAACGGCAACUCGACCAGUAACUAUACAGAUAAGGACAAAGUGCCGGCUCUAGUACACUAUCCGGACAAUCUGCAUCCGCUCGAUCUGCUCUAUUUCCUGCUCGCGCCCACCCUCUGCUACGAGCUCAACUUUCCCAAGACGAACCGGAUCCGGAAGCGGUUCCUGAUUAAGCGCAUGCUCGAGGUUGUGAUUGGUGUACACAUAGUGAUGGGAUUGUUCCAACAGUGGAUGAUCCCGUCGGUUCGGAACUCACUCGUACCGUUUUCCAACAUGGACCUCACAAAGAUGACCGAACGAUUGCUAAAACUUGCCAUUCCAAACCAUCUGAUGUGGUUGUGCUUCUUCUACCUAACAUUCCAUUCCUUCCUGAACCUGAUGGGCGAGCUAUUACACUUUGCCGACCGUAACUUCUACAGUGACUGGUGGAACGCGAACAAUAUUGACACGUUCUGGCGGACCUGGAACAUGCCGGUGCACAAAUGGUGCGUUCGCCAUUUAUACAUACCGGUGGUGGAGCUGGGUUACUCCAAGGUGGCUGCUUCGGUGAUCGUCUUCUUUUUCAGUGCCUUCUUCCACGAGUACCUCGUAAGCGUGCCGCUCAAAACGUUCAAGGUAUGGGCCUUUACCGGUAUGAUGGCGCAGAUUCCGCUCUCGUUCGUUGCUAAGUACAUGGAGACGAACUACGGUCCUCGGUGGGGAAAUAUGCUCGUGUGGGCUUCGAUAAUCUUGGGUCAGCCGCUCGCGAUCAUGAUGUACUAUCACGACUUUGUCAUCACCAACUACAACGACGUGCUGGUGUAGUACCAAAACGAUAUCCGCUCACUGUUGUCCUGCUAAAAAACGAAGGAACGCAUUCCAAAACAUCACCACCAUCAUCUUCAAGACUUUUUCUAUUUUCCAAUUACUUCUGCAUGGGCGUGCACCUUUUUGUAUCAAUUUGUACAUCGUUUUGGUAAAGCAAGUUUUUUGUUUUUGAACAUUCAUGUGUUUCUUUUGUCGGAUUUUUAUAAUAAAAAAUGAGUAUUUUGUUCUUUCCGUCUUUUUGCGAAUCGAGAACCGAAUAAUA
Molecule: messenger RNA, 2246 nt
Organism: Anopheles stephensi (Asian malaria mosquito)
Lineage: Eukaryota; Metazoa; Arthropoda; Insecta; Diptera; Culicidae
Gene: mdy
Product: diacylglycerol O-acyltransferase 1
Exons: 9
Coding region: 485-1981 (498 amino acids)
Biological process (GO): triglyceride biosynthetic process
Cellular component (GO): endoplasmic reticulum membrane
Molecular function (GO): diacylglycerol O-acyltransferase activity
Source: RefSeq, a predicted model, not a curated record